UAAAUCAUUUAAUCAUUUCCAUUUCUUCAAUACAAAAUUUAUAUAAUAUUAGAAAAUCAUGACAACGAAAACUCAGGGCGGAAUCAGGAUUUGCAUAGAUAGAGGAGGAACUUUUACGGAUUGUAUUGGAAGUAUUCCUGUUCCAAUAUCAGAAGAAUAUCCAACAGGUCGAAAAGAAAUAGUAGUUAAAUUAUUAAGCGUAGAUCCUCAAAAUUAUCCUGAUGCUCCUCGAGAAGGUAUUAGAAGAAUUUUGGAAAUAGCUUCUGGAAAAUCUUUUCCUAAGGAUAAACCCGUAGAAACUUCGCUAAUUGAAUCUAUUCGUAUGGGAACAACAGUUGCUACAAAUGCACUUUUGGAAAGAAAAGGAGAAAGAUGUGCACUUUUAAUUACCAAAGGAUUUAAGGAUCUCUUAUUGAUUGGCAAUCAAACUCGCCCAAAAAUCUUUGAUCUUGCUAUUCGUAAACCCGAUGUUCUAUAUCAACGUGUUGUUGAGGUUGAUGAACGAGUCUCCCUGGUUUCUGAAGGAUUAAAUUCUUCAAAAGAUAUAUUCCAAGGAGUUUCUGGAGAAUACGUAAAGAUAUUCAAAAAGCCAGACUUAGAAAAAGUCAAAGAAGAUUUACAAUCUUUAUAUGAUGAUGAUUUUAGAAGCGUUGCGAUUUGUCUGUUGCAUUCAUACACUUAUCCAGAACAUGAACGUUUGUUGGGAGAAAUUGCAACAUCUAUAGGAUUCACGCAUAUUUCAUUAUCAUCUUCCAUAAUGCCAAUGAUUAAAAUUGUUCCUCGUGGAACCUCUUCUACAGCUGACGCGUAUUUAACACCUUGUAUUCGGAAAUAUAUUGAUGGGUUUGUUUCUGGAUUUGAUGAAAAUUUAACGAAAAAUGCCAGAUUGGAAUUUAUGCAGAGUGAUGGUGGUCUUGUACCAGUUAAUAAAUUUUCCGGUUUUAGAGCAAUAUUAUCAGGUCCUGCUGCCGGGGUUGUUGGUUAUGCCUUAACUUCAUACAACGAAAAUGAAAAAAUCCCAGUUAUUGGAUUUGAUAUGGGAGGAACAAGCACAGAUGUGUCUCGAUAUGAUGGUCAUUACGAGCAUGUAUUUGAAACAACAACUGCAGGUGUAACAAUUCAGGCUCCUCAGCUGGAUAUCAAUACGGUUGCUGCUGGCGGUGGUUCGCGUCUAUUUUUUCGCAAUGGAAUGUUUGUUGUUGGUCCAGAGAGUGCUGGCGCACAUCCCGGACCCACAUGCUAUAGAAAAAAAGGACCUUUAACUGUUACUGACGCAAAUCUUAUCCUUGGUCGACUUGUCCCGGAUUAUUUUCCCAAAAUCUUUGGACCAGAUGAAAACCAACCAUUGGAUUUAGAAGGAACAACUCAAAAGUUUCAAGAAAUGUCAAAAGAGAUUAAUGAAUUUAUUAAAAGUGAUAAGGAAAUGAGCUUGGAUGAGAUCGCAUUUGGAUUUAUAAAAGUUGCAAAUGAAACUAUGUGUCGACCAAUACGCGCUUUGACUGAAGCUAAAGGCUAUGAUACAUCCAUGCAUAUUCUUGCAUGUUUCGGUGGAGCUGGUGGACAACAUGCAUGCGCGAUAGCUCAAAAUUUGGGCAUUCGAAAGAUCUUGAUUCAUCGUUAUAGCUCAGUUUUGUCCGCAUAUGGUUUGUCGUUAGCAGAUGCUGUUUAUGAAGUACAAGAACCAAGUGCCGAAAUUUAUUCUGAUAAGUCACUACCAAAAAUAAAAGAAAGAAUUCACGCCCUGUGUGAAGCAUGUACAAUAGAGCUUAAAUCACAAGGAUUCAAAGAUGAAUCGCUUAUUAAACAUGAAAUCUACCUAAAUUUGCGUUAUCAGGGGACUGAUUUCGCUUUUAUGACCCUGAAACCAAAAGAUUCUUGGGAUUUUUCAGGAGCUUUUGUUAGUCAAUAUCAACAAGAAUUUGGGUUCACGCUACCAGAUCGAGAAAUUUUUGUGGAUGAUAUUAGGAUUCGUGGAAUAGGUGGGGAUGCUAGUAUCACACGGCAUGACGAGAAGAUCGAUCAAAAGUUAGUGAAUCCUUCUCAAUGUAAAGAGAAAAUUUCUGUUUAUUUUGAAGGUGGAAGACUUGAAACUCCAAUAUAUCUUUUGGAGCAUCUUAAAGUCGGAGAUAAAGUUCCUGGUCCCGCCAUGAUUAUAGACGCGAAUUCUACAAUUAUUGUAACUCCAGGAUGUAAUGCGUUGGUUACUUCUUCGUAUAUAAUGAUUACUGUUGGAAGUGAUGUAAAGUCAAAGGUCACAACUGAAUUAGAUCCCAUUCAACUUGCAAUAUUUGGACAUCGAUUUAUGAGUAUUGCAGAACAAAUGGGAAACACUUUACAGAAAACUUCUAUUUCUACAAACAUAAAAGAGAGGUUAGAUUUUUCUUGUGCGCUUUUCGGAGCUGAUGGUGGUUUAGUUGCCAAUGCACCACACAUUCCUGUGCAUCUUGGUAGUUUAAGUCAUGCCGUGAAAUAUCAAAUGGACUAUUACAAGGAUAAGUUAGAAGAUGGCGAUGUAAUUUUAACUAACCAUCCACAGGCUGGCGGUUCACAUUUACCAGAUAUUACUGUGAUUACGCCCGUAUUCAAUGAAGGAAAAAUUGUGUUUUUUGUUGCGUCUAGAGGACAUCACGCAGAUAUUGGUGGAAUUUUACCUGGUUCUAUGCCGCCGAAUUCGAAAGAAUUAUACCAAGAAGGAGCUGCAGUCAAAUCAUUUAAGCUUGUUUCUAAGGGCAGGUUUGAUAAUGACGGUAUAGUGGACAUCCUUUUAAAUCAGCCUGCCAAAUAUCCCGGAUGUAGUGGCACAAGAUGUUUGCGUGACAAUAUUUCUGAUCUUAAAGCUCAGGUGGCCGCUAAUCAUAAAGGCAUAAAACUUGUUAAAGCUCUCAUUCAAGAGUACGGACUAGAUGUUGUUCAAGCUUAUAUGAUGCACAUAAGAUAUAAUGCUGAAUUGUCUGUGAGAGAAUUAUUAAAAGAUGUGAGUAGUCGAAUGGACUCUAAUAUAUUAAAAGCUGUUGAUUAUAUGGAUGAUGGAAGUCCAAUUCAGUUAAAAAUUACGAUUAAUGAAAAAGAGGGAACAGCAGAAUUUGACUUUCAAGGCACCGGGCCAGAAGUUUAUGGAAAUACAAACGCUCCACCUUCUAUCACAUAUAGUGCAAUUAUUUAUUGUCUUCGUUCCCUUAUUGUAAAUGAAAUACCUUUAAACCAAGGAUGCCUUUCUCCCAUCGAUAUCAAGAUUCCAGAAAGAUCACUUUUAAACCCAUCUGAUAAAGCCGCUGUUGUUGGUGGCAAUGUACUGACUUCACAACGUCUUGUUGAUGUUAUUCUGAAAGCAUUCCAAGCAUGUGCAGCUAGUCAAGGUGAUUGUAAUAAUCUUACCUUCGGUAAAGGCGGAAAAACUGACGAUGGGACAAAAGUUGAAGAAGGAUGGGGUUAUUAUGAAACAAUUGCAGGAGGUAGUGGGGCUGGGGCCACCUGGAAUGGCCAAAGCGGCGUUCAUGUACAUAUGACAAAUACAAGAAUUACAGAUCCAGAAAUACUUGAAAGAAGAUAUGAUCAUUCAAUACUAUUACGAGAAUUUUCACUUCGAAAAGGUUCUGGAGGUGCAGGACUUCAUAAAGGAGGAGAUGGAGUAAUACGUGAGCUUGAAUUUCGUGAACCACUUCAAGUGAGUAUACUUUCAGAAAGACGUGUUCACCAUCCUUAUGGAUUAAAAGGCGGUAAAGACGGUUCAACAGGACUUAAUUUAUGGAUUCGCAAAGAUGAAAAUAGUGAUAAAGUACGUACCAUUAAUUUAGGAAGUAAAAAUACUAUUAAAGUAAACAUAGGUGAUCGUAUUGUCAUUUGUACACCCGGUGGUGGAGGAUGGGGUACACCAACCUCUAACGAAGAUCAAGUUGACGAAGCUGUUUCGAGAUACUUGUGAAUUAUAGUAUUUAUUUUAAAUAUUGACUGUUAGCUUAUAAUUCUCUUUUAAUUUAUUAAUAAAUUAACAAGAAUUUUUUAAUAGUAAUGAAUCGUUGAAUCAAUAAAUUAGUAG
Messenger RNA from Rhizophagus irregularis DAOM 181602=DAOM 197198, 4036 nucleotides. RefSeq lists its product as uncharacterized. Lineage: Eukaryota; Fungi; Glomeromycota; Glomeromycetes; Glomerales; Glomeraceae. Gene Ontology annotation, molecular function: 5-oxoprolinase (ATP-hydrolyzing) activity. Gene Ontology annotation, biological process: glutathione metabolic process. Gene Ontology annotation, cellular component: cytosol. The record is from RefSeq and is a predicted model, not a curated record.